Molecule: messenger RNA, 1562 nt
Organism: Asparagus officinalis (garden asparagus)
Lineage: Eukaryota; Viridiplantae; Streptophyta; Magnoliopsida; Asparagales; Asparagaceae
Product: enolase 1, chloroplastic
Exons: 7
Coding region: 129-1148 (339 amino acids)
Biological process (GO): glycolytic process
Cellular component (GO): phosphopyruvate hydratase complex
Molecular function (GO): phosphopyruvate hydratase activity; magnesium ion binding
Source: RefSeq, a predicted model, not a curated record
GAGUUGAGGGAUGGAGAUAAGGCGUUACGGCCGGAAGGGGUGUUGCAGGCGUGAGGAACAUUAAUGAGAGCUUGGCGCCGAAGCUUGUUGGUGUUGAUGUCAGGAACCAAGAUGAUGUUGAUGCUGUCAUGCUUGAGAUAGAUGGGACUCCAAAUAAAUCAAAACUUGGUGCUAAUGCCAUUCUUGGGGUAUCCCUUAGUGUAUGCCGGGCUGGGGCAGGGGCUAAAGGAAUUCCUUUAUACAAACAUAUUCAGGAAAUAUCUGGAACAAAGGAGCUUGUUAUGCCAGUUCCAGCUUUCAAUGUGAUAAAUGGUGGCAGCCAUGCUGGUAACAAUCUGGCAAUGCAAGAGUUUAUGAUACUACCAGUGGGUGCUAGUUCAUUUGCUGAGGCUCUUCGUGUGGGCAGUGAAGUUUAUCAUAUUCUAAAGGGCAUUAUAAAGGCUAAAUAUGGGCAAGAUGCAUGCAAUGUUGGAGAUGAAGGUGGCUUUGCUCCCAAUGUUCAGGAUAACAGGGAGGGUCUGGUCUUGCUUAUAGAUGCAAUUGAAAAGGCUGGUUACACUGGAAAGAUCAAAAUUGGAAUGGACGUUGCUGCCUCCGAGUUUUUAACAAAGGAUGGGAGCUACGAUCUAGAUUUCAAGAAGCAGCCAAAUGAUGGAGCUCAUGUUCAUUCGGCUCUGAACCUGUGUGAACUCUAUAGAGAAUUUGUUAGAGACUUCCCAAUCGUAUCAAUUGAGGAUCCGUUUGACCAAGAUGACUGGAGUUCUUGGGCAUCAUUGCAAUCCUCUGUUGACAUUCAACUUGUAGGAGAUGAUCUGUUGGUGACAAAUCCAAAGAGAAUAGCUGAGGCAAUUCAGAAGAAGGCUUGCAAUGGUUUACUUCUAAAGGUUAACCAAAUUGGUACAGUUACUGAGUCCAUAAGAGCUGCUCUUGACUCAAAAGCUGCCGGAUGGGGUGUAAUGGUCAGCCAUCGUAGCGGUGAGACAGAAGACAAUUUCAUUGCAGAUUUAUCUGUUGGGCUAGCAAGUGGACAGAUUAAAACAGGAGCCCCAUGCAGGAGUGAGCGUUUGGCCAAGUACAAUCAGCUACUGCGUAUUGAAGAGGAACUUGGGGAUGUGCGCUAUGCUGGAGAAGCCUUCAGAUCUCCUUAGGAAUAUAAAUUUAGCAUUCUUUUGGGAGAAAUAAGGUACCGAGCCAAAUGCAUUACAGUUUAGGAGUUAAGGUCAAGCAAGAGGCCAGAAUAUUUUGUAAAAUUGAUCAGUUCAGAUGUAUCUGGAAAUGACAUCUGUUGAUCUCAAUUACCAGGGGUUAUAAUAGCUGUUUUACCUACUUGAAAUAACUUUCAAGUUACAGUAUCUUUGUAUUGAUGUUGUUAAAUGGAAUCAUCCAAUUCAUCAUUGUAUUGGCUUCUGUUUUGUCGAGUAAGUUGUUGUUUGUAACCUUUGUAUCAGUCUUUACGUCUUUACAGACUGAAAAGAGGAAGUUGUAACCGUAUCUUGCCCAUUUUCUAUAAUUCUGGAGUAUUGCUUUUUGGCUAUGAAAUGGUAUUGGACUCUUCAUAUGUU